AUGAACACGCACUUACCUGCUUGCAACGGCAAUAAGGUCGAUGGGAAUGCCCAAUUUGACUGCUCUGCAAGUGGUCGAGAAACAGAUGGAGUUAUUAUGGAGAAUUCCCUCUUAUUUCUCAAGGGUUUUGAGGAUCAGAUUGAUCUUUUAGUUUUGGCCUGGACUUUAUUCCUGUACCGAGAUAAUGGUCUCAGCGAUGAUGGAGAAUUCUCAUGGAGUCUGAAGGUCGCACCAACCGAUGAGAAUUCGAUUCUAAAAGGUUUCUCAAGCAAUAUCAAUGAAAUCGUUUUGGCGGAGAGCGACCCCGUAACGAAAGCACUCGCCUCCAUUCGCGCCAGACGGACCACUACCUCAAAUAGCGAACAUACGCAACCAUCCACCUACUCCAUUUUGUUCAUGAUUACCACUCAAACAGUGAAUGGCAGUGAAGAUCUGCCAUUUUACGUCGAAGUACUAGCAUCGAAUCCGAAAUUAUUGAUGAAGCAACACGGCCAACAUGCCACGCUAUCCUUGCAUGCUGUUCACAUCCAGUGCUCCGGAUUCAUGGAUAUUCUCGACUCAAUCCUCAAAAGCACAGACCAGACAAUCGGGCAGGCCAUGCAGCUUGGUGACCGCGAAUUGCAGCAAUUGUGGAAAUGGAAUGUAUCCGUCCCUCAAACACUUGACGACUGUAUCCAUGAUAUUUUUGUGGAAAAGGCGCGAAGGGAUCCUAGUCGUCAGGCGGUUGUUUCGUGGGAUGGCGAAUUGUCUUACGGAGAAGUUGAUCAGUUUUCGACGCUGCUGGCAAUUCAUCUCAUUAAACUAGGUGUCAAAUUUGGAAACCAUGUGUUACUUUUGUUUCGAAAAGUCAAUGUGGACUGUUUGUUGCAGUGCUUCGCCGUUAUGAAGUCAGGCGGCACGUUAGUGCUUCACAGACCCCGAGUCAACCUGAGGGCGCGAUUGCAGACAAUAGCGACAGAAGUGGGUGCGAAUCUGAUGUUAACUUUCUGA
Messenger RNA from Histoplasma mississippiense, 990 nucleotides. RefSeq lists its product with no specific name. Gene Ontology annotation, biological process: secondary metabolite biosynthetic process; amino acid activation for nonribosomal peptide biosynthetic process. Bases 1 to 990 code for a protein of 329 amino acids. Gene Ontology annotation, molecular function: phosphopantetheine binding. The record is from RefSeq and is a predicted model, not a curated record. Lineage: Eukaryota; Fungi; Ascomycota; Eurotiomycetes; Onygenales; Ajellomycetaceae. Gene Ontology annotation, cellular component: cytoplasm. The transcript is spliced from 2 exons.